UUUUCCGUCUUCGCGUGCUUUAUUCCAUUGGGGGUUGGGAAUACCCUUUUCUCUGUUUUUACAAGGCUCUCUCUCUCUCUCUCUCUCUCUCGAAGCAUCUAUUUGCUGUUGCUUGAAAUGGCAGCAAGACACCGUAUUCAUAGAGAACCAUUGAGUGCCAGAAGGGGGUACCCACACGAAGGGCCUUAUGCUCGUGGGCCUCCUCCGAUGCCGCGCCCACCGCCAAUUCCUCCUCAUCCUGCUGUGUUGGAAGAGGAACUUGAAUUACAGCAUGCUGAAAUACGCAGGCUUGUUGCAGAUAAUAGAAGGCUGAUUGAUGACCGAAUGGCGUUGCAACGAGACCUUGCAGCUGCCAAGGAGGAGCUUCAUCGCAUGAAUAUUGCCAUUGGUGACAUUCGUGCCGAACAUGAGGUGCAUUCGAGGGAGCUUAUUGAAAAAGGAAUGAAGCUGGAGGCUGACCUAAGGGCAACUGAGCCCUUGAAGAGUGAAGUUAUACAACUUCGAUCUGAAGUUCAGAAACUCAAUAAUCUCAAACAAGAGCUUACAGGGAAGGUUCAGACACUUACGCAAGAUGUUUCUAGGUUACAAGCUGAUAGUCAACAAAUUCCCAUGAUGAGGGCUGAGAUAGAUGGCCUGCACCAAGAGCUAAUGCGUGCCAGAACCAUGGUGGAUUAUGAAAAGAAGGCAAAUAUAGAGUUCAUGGAACAGAGGCAGUCAAUGGAGAAAAAUUUAGUUUCUAUGGCUCGGGAAGUUGAGAAAUUACGUGCUGAGCUUGCUAGUGUUGAUGGCAGACGUUGGGGAGCUGGUGGGCCUUAUGGAACAAAGUUUGGUAGCCCAGAGGGCAGUUUUCCUGCUCCAUAUGCAGAUGGAUAUGGUGUUCACUUGGGUGCUGCAGAAAAAGGUCCUUUGUAUGGGGCAGGUGCUGCUUCAAGGAAGGGACACGAGAAGCCUCGCUUGAAUCGUCGUUGAAAUUCAUGUGAUUGCUGUUGAUGAUGAAGAAAGGCUUGCCAUCUCUUUGGCUUUCUGUUAGCAGAAUAGCUGAGAUUGAGUUUGAUGUCCUUCUGUGUAUGCAUGCCACACCAAUGGUUAUUUUAUCUGGAACUCUGGAUAAAUCAUUAGUCCUAAGCUGGCAUAUGUAGGUUUUAGCUUUAGUUUGCUUCUUUUUGUAGAGAAAACAUUGCUGCAGUAUCUCUAAGUUUAGUAUGAUGGAAUUCUUCAAUUUAUCUUCUAUUGAUACAUAUUUUGUGUUUCAUAUUAUUAUUUUUGUGUUUUUGGCUGGGUAUUGUUAUUAGCCUUUCUUCUGGGUAUAAACACGUUUCUAUUGAUCAUGGGCUGGAAUGCAGCAUUGCAACAUUGAGGUUUUGAAACUCCCAUGUGGCAUGUGCUGAAUCAUGUGGGCUGAAGUUAAUAUAAAAUGGGUUUGUCAGGCUAGCUCUAUUAGAAGUCUUUGUAUAGAUAUUUUGCUUCUCAUGUUGCUGUUUUUGCUUCUUGUUGAACUCCUAGCAAUAUGUUAAAUGAGUGGUGUUGUUAAAUACAUUCAUGUCAAGGAUUAUGGAUGUGAACAGAUAAUUGCUACUUUGUCAGAGGAGUGACCACAUGUAGAAGAAUUUGGGAGCACAAUUUGUUAUAGGUUAUAUUUCAUGGUUUACUAAAAUGAACAGAAUGAGAAGUUUCAUUUUUCCUGAAAUUAGAGCAUUUUUAAUUUGGGAUAGAAUGAUAGCUUUAAGUUUGUAACUUUACUUAAGAUUGGACAAACUUUGCCCAGAAGUGUUGAAAAUGUUGGUGGUCUGGUGGAUUUCUUUUAGCAAUAGCCAGGGUGCUUCUGCAACUGGUAAAGGAUAUAUUGUGCACAAAGUAUUGGGAAUAUAAAUUAGUGAAUGUGACUUAUGUUGUCCAUCACUUCUGGGGUGUAUGAAUAUAUAUUAUGCCAGUUUGUCAGGAUUAAGUUGCAAGCUCUCAAUGAUGCGUGGGGUUGAUUUGGUUUCAUUUGCCAGAAAAGAUGCUUAUAUUGAAGGUGGCUGUACUUCCUUUUGGAGCCAAUAAGGUACCUACACAACAUAUUCAAGUUUGGAAAUAUUCAAGCAUUCUUUCUUCCAUAUUUUAUCUGGCAAGUUUCUGGCUGUAACUACUUUUUGCUGGCAUGGAUGGUGGCUGGUGCAGUCUUCUGCCUUUGUGUUGAAGUGGCAUUAUGGAUGAUGCAAUUGCAUUGUAAGUUGUAACAACUUGUAGGGUUUCCUGUUGAGAUAGUCUGGCAUUGUGUAACUUUUGUUGAUUGGAAAACCACAAGUCCCACAACUUUGGAUGGACUGGAAUCUGGAUACAGAUUCAGAAGUAUUGUGCGCCAUUAUUUAGUCGUGCUCUGAAAAACUUGUUUUGUUCCAGUAUUUCAGGUCCUCUAAAUUGGUAAAUUCUAUAUAGAGAUUGGUAUCAAUUAAAAAGGGAAGCCCAAUACCUGGUGUGGUCUGGGGAGGGUAGAUGUACACAGCCUUACAUUCAUUAGCAGAGGUUGUUUCCCAGACUUGAACCUUUGACCUUUAAGUCACAAGAUAGCAACCUUACAAUUGCGCCAAGGCUCACCCUUAGAUUGGUAUCAAUUAAGUGCUGUUUUAUAUGAGAAGAGGAGUUCAUCAAACUGUUAUAUUUGCCUGGCAAGAUGGUAGUGCUAUAGGUAUUGCUCUUGCAAACAGUUCACUUAAAGUGCACCAGGAAUUUUUUGAUCUGAAUAUAAAGAUAGGAUGAGAUAUUAAUUAGCUUACAAAUCUUCCUAGCCCAGGAUUUAAAGGUGAUGAUAUCAGUUUUAUACCGUUUCAAUCGUGAAAGGAUUAACUGUCUGGUAGUGUUGCAUCUCAUACCAUCACAAAAGUUUCUCGUUCUUUAUAUUGGUUGAGGUGCUGAAAUCUCACUGAUCAAGGUCCUCCUCAUGAUAUGUAAGAUUCACAUUUGUUGCAAGAUUCACCAUGGAAUAUCUGAAGAGAAGGCCUUGGGCCUGCAGGAUGUCUGAAGGGGGAUGUUAUCUGGUUUAUAAUAUUUUUAAUCUUCAUAGGGAGGAUUAACUGGCUGGUAGUGUUGAAUCUCAUGUCAUUUGCAAACUUUCUUCUUUAUAUUGGUUGAAGAACUGGAAUUUCAUCUACUGAGGUCCUCCAUUAUAUGCAAGAUUCUUGUACGUUGCUACGUUCACUGUGGAAUGUCUGAAGAGAAGGCUCUGGGCCUGCGGUAUGUCUGAAGGCCAGCUGUCGAUCUGAAGCUCAUAGAUGAAAAGCUGGGAACUGUAUUCGGGGCUGAGAAGUGAGGAAAAACCCAAUAUACAUCUUUUAACCAUAUUUGGUUGUGAGAUUUUGAGGAACACAGGUUGGUUCUUUAUUGUGUCAAAAUGCAAAAAUCGAUUGAAGUUUAUUAUGGGCUGGAGAACAGUCGGUCGCUGGUGGAGGGGCUGUGAUGGAUCAAGAUAAUAAACAUAUUAGCCUGCCUUUGUUGUGUUGGAUCAUUAUUUUGUGUGAUUGGUGGUAAGCAUGAAUUGGUUCAAACAUAGAAAUGUUGAGACUUUAGUUUUGCCUGAUGGAUCAUGAGUGCUUGCUUGUGUUUGUGAAAGAAGGGAUGCCUAUUGUUUAGUGCAGGCCUCAAAAUUAGAUUGAUUUUACAGAUACACUCCCUGUUUGUUUGAAGUUGGGUAGGCCAAAUGAGGUUUCUUUUUACACUUGUUUUCCCCGUCGUUAGAUUUGGCUUUAAAAUAUGGUCAUGAUAAAUUUUUAUUUUUUUUUGCACGCACCAUUUAGAAUUAUGUUUGAUGUUGAAUUAUAUGUUUAGAACAGUAUCGAUGUGAACCAACAUCGCGGAGAAUUCGGGAUGAAUUUAUCCAAUAUUACUCAAAUAAACGGCAGAUGACUCGAG
Molecule: messenger RNA, 3888 nt
Organism: Abrus precatorius (Indian licorice)
Lineage: Eukaryota; Viridiplantae; Streptophyta; Magnoliopsida; Fabales; Fabaceae
Product: protein FLX-like 3
Exons: 6
Coding region: 118-969 (283 amino acids)
Source: RefSeq, a predicted model, not a curated record